Messenger RNA from Thamnophis sirtalis, 7945 nucleotides. Lineage: Eukaryota; Metazoa; Chordata; Lepidosauria; Squamata; Natricidae. The record is from RefSeq and is a predicted model, not a curated record.
CACACACACACACACACACACACGCUUGCUUGCUUACUUACUUACUUACUUCACUGGCCAUACUGCCAAAAAAGUCCAUCCUCCGCCCUCCCCUGCUAACUUCCUUUCAGCAUUUCCUGAACUGGAUAAUCCCAGAAUUUGCAAAAGCAGAGGAAAGGGGAAAGUGAGAGAGACUGCAUGAAGGAAGGAAGUCAAUGCCUUGUUCUCCUAAUACUGUCCGAUAACCCUAAAACAGAGUAAGGAGUUUAAAAUGUAGAGCCUACAUAGAUUUGUAGCUUUUCAUCAGUUUUGUAUUCUCCCCCCCACUUUUUUUUACAAGUUUAUUGGAGGGGAAAUGGAUUUAGAGCGUCUGGUUUUUUUUUCUAUGAAAGACCCAGCUUGAUUUAAUUUGAAGGCCAGCUUCAUUUGAUUUGUUGGGAUGCAUCAGCAAGGAAGAACCUCAGCCAAAAUCUGAUCUCCGUUGCCAGUUCUGCUGGAGACACUGGUUUCUUAACUCCCUCAUAGAGAACCAUCCUGAACCUGGGCUACAAACUAUAUGCUGCUUCCUGCUGGAGAUCUCCGUAUGUACUGAUCGUUCCCUUCUACAGCAGCCUUAGCUGCAACAGCUUAACAUCUGGUGGAGAUUAAUGUUGAGGCAUCCGGCUGAAAGUUCUGGGCUUUCAAUGUUGCUGACUAGAAACGGGACUCAAACAACACAAAUCUGAGAAGAAGAGGGGAGAACUUUUUAACUUAUUUGGUGUAAAAAGGGGGUGGGGGGAAGAAAGGAGGGGGUAAUCCUCUUUUUUUGGAACUAACUCAUGAAGAACAAGGCAGGAAAGGUGAAACUCAAGAGGAAAGGAGCCACGAACGUCUUUGGCUGCGAGCUGAGUGAAUAUCUGGAAAGUUCUGGACAAGAUGUUCCUAUAGUACUGAAGAGCUGUGCAGAGUUUAUUGAGACUCAUGGAAUUGUGGACGGAAUCUAUCGGCUCUCUGGUGUGACAUCCAACAUUCAGAAACUGAGACAAGAGUUUGGCUCAGAUCAAUGCCCAGACCUGACCAGAGAAGUUUACCUACAAGAUAUUCACUGUGUUGGAUCACUUUGCAAGUUAUACUUCAGGGAACUGCCAAAUCCUCUUCUCACAUAUGAACUUUACAAGAAAUUCACGGAAGCAGUCUCGUGCCUCUCUGAGAAAGAGCAGUUGGCCCAGAUUCAUAAUGUUAUCCAGGAACUUCCACCCUCACAUUAUAGGACCUUGGAAUACUUAAGCAAGCACCUGGCACUUCUGGCAUCCUUCAGCGGCAUGACCAACAUGCACACCAGAAACCUGGCUUUAGUGUGGGCACCUAAUCUCCUUAGAUCAAAGGAGAUUGAGGCGGAGGGCUGCAAUGGAGAUGCAGCUUUUUUGGAAGUGCGAGUCCAACAGUUGGUGAUAGAGUUCAUAUUGAACCAUGUGGAUGAGAUCUUCAGUGACAACGUUUGUAUCAGGCCAAAGGAUAAUGAAGAGAAUAAACCUGUGAUGAAGAGCCUAACUUUACCUUCCACUCCUCUGCCAAUGAAGCUGGUAAGCUUGGAAGAAGCUCAGGCCCGAAGCCUCUCAGCCUGUCACCCUGCCCGCAAAGAGCGAAGGGAGAACAGUUUGCCAGAAAUUGUUCCAGCCACAGGCUCCUUUUACCAUACUGUCCUUGAUCUACCAGACAGCAAGAGAAAAUUAUCCACAAAGUCCAAGAAAUGGAAGUCUAUUUUUAAUCUGGGCCGGUCAGGAACAGAAGCUAAAACUAAACUGAGCCGCAAUGGAAGUGUGUUUGUUCGAGGGCAAAAAUUAUCUGAGAAAGCAACCAUUCGGCCAGCUAAAAGCAUGGACUCACUUUGUUCACUUCCAGUAGAAGGAGAGGAUGAAAAAGGUCAUUUCAAGCGCACAAUCACAAGUGGAGGGUUUUUUGUUCCAAUGAUGAAACAACGAGUGGGAGGACCUAGCAGCUCCUUUGACCUCAACAAGCAAGACACAGAGUGGGAUCUCAAAGGUGCCAUGAAAGGUGCUGAAGGAGGAGCAGAGGACAAUGCAGAGAAUCAUAUUCUACGGCCAACCCAAAUGAAACCACUUCCUGAGCAACUGAAGGUAUUCCGCCCCACUGAAGACCCUGAGAAUGAGCAAACCUCCCCAAAGAUGUGCCGUAUGUUUUAUACUUCAAAUAAUGAGACAUCCAAUUUGGGAUUCCAUGGGACCCUAUUCCCCCUGGAAGCCUCUCCCCGUCACCAACAUAAAGCCUUGAAUAUCUCGGAGCCUUUUGCUGUCUCAGUGCCCCUUAGAGUAUCUGCAGUCAUCAGUAUCAACAGUACACCUUGUCGGAUGCCUGUCAAAGACAAAGCAGCUUUCUCUAGCCUUCAGGAAUCCUCUUUUCUGGGAAAAGGAAGUGCUAUCUCUUCAGUCCCUGAAGGUGACAACUGUGACCAAUUAGAGCAUGUCACAGUCAAGGAAGAAAAGAAGCCUGAGUCCAAAUCCAUAACAGGUGGUUGAUGAUCAUUCCAACACUGUGAUGAAACCACUGUGGCCAGAUAUUCAACAAGAGCUGAAAAUUGUUGAAUCUGAGGAGGAGUUUCCGUGUACUGGAAGUGCUUUAAAGACAGACGAACAAGGGGAGUUUAAACCAAAUCUUACAUCCAUUGCAUCUUCAGAAACAAAGAGUUUAGUGUGUAGUUCUCUUCUGCAACCAACUCCCCCCAAAGAAGAAAACAUAAUUGGAGAUCCAUUGGCUAUACCUGACAUUCUUUCCAAAGAAUCGAAAGAUGUACAACUUUGCAACUCUGAGACAUACAGAAAGCAGAGUGGUAUUUCCUUCACCUCAGUGAAGCUGCAAAAUAGUCCAUGUUCAAAAAAUUGCCCACAAGAUGAUAAUACAAAAAACGACCUUCCAUCUCAAUCCCCAAAUUGGAAGUUUCCAUCACAACUAAAAGAAAACACAGCUUUUUCAACAGACAAGUCAUCAUAUUCCAAAGAAAAUAAUUUAGAUCAGCCAAAAUGUGAAAGUAAGAAUCGGCUUCUUCAACUAGAGAAAAAAGUUGAAACAACAGCCCAGUUAGAAAAAAGCAGUGACAUAUUUUCAGAGAGAGAUCUAACCAAUUCAAAGAUCCAAUGUAGAGCUGAAGUCCCAUGGGUCAAAGGGGGCAGAAUAAAUAAUCAGAACUCUGCUAACCGACAGGAGGAAGAUACAUGGAGUGACCAUGUCCAUAGUUUAGAGUUACUAGAGCCAUGGGAAGAUCAUCAGUGGGUCACCAGUCCACUUCAUUCUCCUACCUUGAAAGAAACGCAAGGGAAGGCACUUCAGGAGUUUCAGCCACAUAACCAAGGAAUAGCCCAAAGCCAUUUGAAGAAACCAUGUUUCAGUCGCAGCUUUUCCUUAGAUAGUAAAGAUUUUUUGAAAGCUCAUUGGGCUAUAGAAAUACCUUUAGCUAAUGCACAUGAAGAACAGCUUUGUGGUAACCUAGAACAAGGAAUGAAGGAAUAUUCACCAGGACAGUGGAAAGAAAGUUUUCAGAAAGCUGAAGCUUGGCUGAAUUGUUUAAAGGAAACUUCAAACUCACAUGAAAAACACAUGAAAUAUCUAAGUCAUCAAGCAGGCUUUGCAGCAACGGAGCUGCCUUCUGGUCUUGAAGGAUUGCCCAGUGCUGCCUGUAAAGCAUUGGUUAAGAAGAAAGUGCCUAAAGAUGAAAAAAAUCAAGAAAACAUGAAGCUAGAUUCUCCUUCAUCACAAUUUAAUACUGAGGUCAGUUUAUUAAAUUCAAACUGCACAGGAAAGCAUGCAACUAAUAUUCAACAGAAUGACAGACCUGGAGUUCCUGUUAUGAAAGGACCAUGUUGUACUAAAGAGCUGCAGAUCAAGAAAGAUGAAGACAUUCCAUGUAAAGGAAAGCCAAGGCCCUCUUCUCUCAACCUGGAUUCUGUCCUUCCACUCGCCAGCCUUUUUAAUUUUGACAACUUGUCUUUCCCCUCUUCACCCAGGCACUUUCUCUGCGGGCAGAAAGAAGCUAAGUCUAGUGAUUCUGCGCCAUCCCUUCCUGUUGUUUGUCCAAGUGAAAAUAAAGCUGACCUUUGGGGGUCACACUUUGAUCCCCAAGACUUAGACUUAGAAUACAUAAUGAUGGCUCAUGCUACCACCGGUCGUCGUAAUUCUGCCCCUGUAAGUGUUUCAGCGGUAAGAACAUCUUUCAUGGUUAAGAUGUGUCAGGCUCGAGCUGUGCCAGUAAUUCCACCAAAGAUUCAAUAUACCCAAGUUCCCCAACCUUUGCAGACACAAAACCCCAACUGUAGAAUCUCACUGGCAUCCGAGAAUAAAGAAACAGAAGUCAAGAAAAGUCUAAUCAAGCCCAUUCAAAAUGCUCAGGGUCAGCUGCAACUCCCAAAGAGUCCAUCACUUGAUGGGAUGGGAAAAGAAAACAACAAUACACUCAUUUUGGAUUCAGCUGCAGCUAGAAAAGCCGAACCAUCUUUUCCCAAUCAUAAUACUACUCAGGAUGCACCAAUUCUUCGGCGAAAGAGAACCUCUGAAGGAGAAACCACUGGAGAUACUCCACAGUCCUCAAAAAUGGAGAGGCCAUCUGGGGUUUCAAAGCCUUCUUACAGGUCUAGACCAGGAAGACCCCAGAGCCUUAUUCUAUUUAGUCCUCCCUUUCCUAUCAUGGACCAUCCCUCUUCAGCAGACUCUAGAGUAUUGUUGUCUCCCAUAAGAAGCCCUACACAGAGCCCUUCUCCAAGUCCAAUUUUGAAUGAUUUAUUAGGGGCAGCCCCAGAGGGUGUCACUCUUCGUAACAAGAUGACCAUUCCAAAGAAUGGCCAAAGACUAGAGACAUCUACAAGUUGCUUUUACCAACCACAGAGGAGGUCUGUAAUUCUGGAUGGAAGAAGCGGGCGUCAGAUUGAAUAAUGUCUUUCAAUUUCUCUUCCCUGGUGGAUGAGAUAUACUGGUAACACUGCGAACUUUGAAUAUGAUGCUAUUAUUGCUAAAUGCUUAUUACUAAAACAGUAAUUGUUGAUUUCAACAAUCCUUAAUUUUAUACUUUGUCACAUUUAAUAGAUGAAAUUAUCCCACAGGUGAAAGCAACAUUUUACUGCAAGGAAAGGCAGAGGUAAAAGGUGUCUAGAAAUGUAUUCCUUUAUAAGACAUUCUCAUGCUUCUGCUUCCCACCAACAGAUAUGAAUCAUCUCAACUAAUGUUCCUUUCCAUGAUCUUGCUUAUUGCCUUCCUAUAAUGUUGAAAUGCUAAGUAUUGGGGCGUUCAGUCCUGGUAUGUAUUAAGAACAGCAGUCCUGCUCCAUGCAUCUAUGUUCACACCUACAAGGAGUAUUGUCAAAAGAAUAAUGUGCAUACUGGGCACUCAAAUAAGUGGUGAGAGAGGAAUGCUGAUGUGUUUGAGUGAAACCUAUUUUGAUAAGCUAUUAUUAUUAUUAAAAACACCAAUUAUAUCUUACUUUUCUCUAAAUGGACUUUAAUACUGAUUAUAGAAGAUUGUACAAAUAGUCAUACAGUGUAAAAUAUCUGCUCUGUCAAUAAUUGGAAGAUUUAAUGAUGUAAUAGUAGGGAUUGAACCCACUCCAGUUGAUAUUCAUCCUUCUUCAAAAGCACUAAUUUGCUAUCUGUGUAGCAGUGUCACUUUAGGUAGCUGCUAAAUAAAGUGAUAGGGCAGUCAUAAUAAGCUUCAAUCCACUUAUUAGAACAUUAUAGCAUACUGAUGUUUAUUGAAAACAUUAUAAUAUGAUUUUCUCUACACCAGCCCCAGUAUGGCUGUUUUGCAAAUUAGAUUGAAUUUAAGUUGCUACCCAACUUGCAUCAAUAAGUGACACAAAGUAAAUUUCAAUUAGCAAAUAAAUUCCACCCCAAAUGUCUGGUUGCAAGUUAUUAAAUCAGAAUUGGGGGUCUGAAGAUCUAUCAAGAAUGACUUACAUGUGUUUGAUUUUGUUGUCUCAUUGACUCUCAAUAUCAUAGUCUAGAACCACAUAUUCACAAAACACAAUUGAACUAGAGCUAGGACAGAAAAUAUGUAGACAAGUGACUUUGUUGUGAAAAUAUGUGACAAGUGACUUUGGUAUACAUAUAAGAUACUGAAAUGGCAUAUAUUGUAAUUUCACUAAUACUUAUUUUGACACAUGUAUUUCUACCUAGAAUUCCAACUUUGAUUUUGAGAAUAAGUUGCUUCACAUAACAAAAUGAGCACCUCUUACUUUUGAAGUCUUUUAUAAACCCCUCUUUCUUUUUUUACUUUUCAAUAAAGUUUAUGUAAGGAAGUUUGAAAUAAUAGCAAAAGAGGAUUGGAAGUUCUAAAACAUUGUGGUUCUCUCCUUAUAACAGAGUAAUGGGUGACACGAUCUUUAUUUGUGCAUUGUUAAGAACCAAAAAAAACCCCUUAUUUUAAUUGGAGAGAAUUUAAUUGAAGAGAAAUUCAACUACUUAAUUGAAAAGAAAUUCAGCUAAACACAACUGGAAUGCUAUGAAUUUUUAAGAUUUUUAAGAUUCAUUUUGAGAAUAAAUCAGUUUCUCCAUUUUAGGAAACAUAGAACAAGAGGUUCUGCUUUUUGCAUCCUUAGAUUUGGUCAAGGCUUGGUAUGUUGCUUAUAGUAGUUAGCAAAGAAGGGAAAGCAAAAAACAAAGUCCCCCCCCCCUGGUCCUAUAAUGCCCAAGGACAGAAGGAAGGGCACUGUGUGCUGUGGAAGAAAUAGGUUAAUGGAGUGAAGCAGAAUGCUGAAUUAGAAGGAAAGUUGUUAGUACAUUAUACCAUUUCUGGGAUUACAAAAAUAAUUUACUUGCUCAAUGAAUGGUAUCAAGAGAGAAAGAAAGAUUUGCAGUAGUUACCUGUGGGAUGGUUUGUUCUUUUGCUUAAGUAAUGCCUAGGAUUUGCUUUAAGCAAGGUAUAUUGACUAUUUUCCUAGUGACAGAUAUAUUUUCUAAAAAUGUGCUAUAGAAAUAUAUUAAAAUACAGUAUAAUUAAGACCUAAGAAGCUGUCUCUAAAUAGCACUGCAUGUCUGAAUAUUGGACAAAGCCAGUGUUUAGAAAUUAGUUGCAAACUCCUGUUGUGUAGGUUUCCCACACUUUUGAUAGAGAAAGAUCAUCAAAUGCCCUGUCUGCUAACCGUGGAGUCUGUUCUUCCUGAUCUUUUUUCCUGCGAUUGUUCUUCAUAUCAACACAGGACUUUAACAACUAUUGCUAAACUCAUCUGAAACAGAUCUCACUCAAAAAAGUAAAUCUUCCAAUGAUUUCAUGGCAAUGGUCCCUGGGGUAAUGGUGGUGAAGAAUUGUUUUAUGAGAUGAGAGAUAUGAUUAAGAAACUAGAAAAGUGCUUGUAUAUCACUUUGCAUCCUUAGCACUGUUUUACUUCAAUUUCUUGUCAGUUUCGAUUCUUGGGUGCACACACAGACAUACACACAAUUUCAGUUGAGAUUGGGGAAAUUAUGGGCAAAUUUUUAAAAUGGAUGGGAUUCUUCUUCCAUUGUGUUCUAUUUAAAAAAAGGCAUAACUUUGGGGGAGUUUGAAGGUGGAGGAAAAGGGGAGGGCUGCACUUAGUUUUUUCAGUGGCAUUCUGAGAACAACAGUCCAGACGUUAGAUCAAGGAUAAAAUAAAAUAAAAUUGAUUUCAUUUCAUUCAAAAGUGAAUUCGGUUAAUGGGGAUUUUCUGAACAUGUAUUAAAUGUAAAAAUGUUCCCAUGCAUUUUUUAGUUUUCUUCCUUCUUUCAUAGUAUUAAUCACAACUUGUUGGCAACUUUUGAAGGGACACAUCCACUGUAGUCAAAGCAUUCAAGGUCCUUCUAUGGCUCUGAGGUCUCAAGCUGUGCAUCUUUCCUGUAUAUGAAAAAUGCUGCAUGCCAUGUUAGAUUGCUUAUAACAUUUUAACUGCAAUUCUUUAAGAUACAAGUAUACUUUUUUCAAGAUUUGUUUCUGAUAAUUUUAUUAAAUAAAACAAAUUUCAGUUGAGGAUAAA